This is a messenger RNA of Rhinolophus ferrumequinum (greater horseshoe bat), 3138 nucleotides long. RefSeq lists its product as uncharacterized. The transcript is spliced from 2 exons. Bases 1588 to 2193 code for a protein of 201 amino acids. The record is from RefSeq and is a predicted model, not a curated record. Lineage: Eukaryota; Metazoa; Chordata; Mammalia; Chiroptera; Rhinolophidae.
GCCAGGUCAGCAGGUGCACCCCCGCCCCCGACAUCUCCCCCACACCCCAGGGCCACGCAGCCAGAGGAGGAAGAGGCAGGGAUCGCGAGUGGCCCCGAGAGGCACCAGCAGGUGGGGGUGCACAGCCUGAGGACCCCGUGCCGAGACCCAGCCAGCGUCCCGUGUGCCGGGGGCACCCACAGUCGUCUCUGAUCCUCCUCAGGAAAGUACAGGAUAGCGGGGUGCGGGCGGAUUUGUAAGUGCGAUUCCAAAGUGCCCAGCACUGAGCCUGACAGGAGGCUCCGUCCACGUCCCCUCUCCUGCACCCGUAAAACCGGCGUCACCCUGGCAGGCCUGUGAGCGCCCCCACCAGCGCCCUCCAACCAACGUGGGGGGGGGCGGUGGCAGCCAGACUCGCACCAACUUUGGAGACACAAUUUUAACUCCACGUUCCACACCAGGGCUGGGGAAGACCCUCCAGGGCCACCCAGGUCUCCCCAUCCCCUCGCCCCCAACACCUGCGCACACAGGGCCAUUCCCUCCAUUCAGUCCCUGGGGCCUGGAGGGGCCACAGUCAGCUGGAGGUGGGGGGCAGGCCCUGGGAGGGAGGGGCCUGGAGGGACGGAAGGGCAGGUGAGCACUGCCAAGUCACUGCCCCUUGCCCUGCUGCCAGUGUGCUGGACAAAGGUCGCCAGCACCCCUGGGAGCACUGAGCACGCCCCACAGGGACAGCCGGCUGCAGUGAGAACUGCUCCUCAAGGAGGGAGCUCAGGUCAAGGUCGGCACCCAUCGCUGGCACCUUCCUCUUCCCUCUGCCCAGAGGCCCCUGCAGCUCCCUGCAGCCAGCUGGCCCGGGGUGAGCGUGCAGUGACCUCAGAUGACUAUUGUCCAGUACACGUGGGGUGGCAGGGCGCUGACAGGCUGAGGGAGGCCACUACAUCCUGCUGCCAACCAGCAGUGCAGCCAGGGGUCAGGGCCCCCGUCCAACCUCGGCGGUCCUGCCUAAAUACAGAGUCGGCCCCUGUGCGAGGUGGGGACACCUGCUCGGGGCUUCCUGCCCUCCAGCCUGUGACAUUCGGUGCUUUUCCUGCCCACUGUCCUGUGAGCCCACUUAGAUGAACCCCGAGGGCUGCCCCACGCUGCCUGGCACUUUUCUCAGCCUGUAUCACCUGGGGCCUGGCCCAGUGCUCAGAGAAGGACUGAGCCACAUCCUCAAGGAGGGUCCAGAUAGGUGGCCCGAGAGCCACCGAGUGCCAGAGCCUGCUCAGGAAGCUGGAGCAGAGCUUGGGGGCUGCCCAGGGCCAUCCCACCCCGGUGUGGGCCCCUUGACCCCUAGCCGGGGUCACCACUUCACUGACAAAGGACACCAGCUGUAACCCUGGAGCCACUUGGACGAGGUGGGACGGAAAGCAGCCAGCUUCAGGGGGGUCUGGGGAAGACUGGCUUCUCAGUCCAGAGAAAGCCAAGCUUUCGUUUCCCAGUGUCUCUGCAUCAACACUAAAAAUACCCUCGCUAAAUCCUCCCUGUCGUCUGGCCCCUUCCAAGGACACACAUGAUACCCCGUGUCCCCCGUACUCAGGCCUGUGGGGACAGGCUGGUACCUUCUCUAUGGGAGGCCCCUUGUCCCCACAAAAGGGUCUUGUGGGUGAAGAGAGGCCAUCUACGUGCCUGGCAGGACCCUCAGGGGAGCCCCACCCUGAGCUGGCAGCCAGGGCUAUAGGGGCAGAGCAGCAUGGUUUCACUGUUCUGACCCUGGGAGACGGGACAGGGGCCUGUGGGGUCUCUACCAGCGGCACCCACACCCCUCAACCGAAUGAGGAGCCCUGGGCGCCUAACGUGGCCAAACCAACAGGCCCCAGCAUCUCCAGAGUGGGCGGGCAGAGGCAGGGCCGAAGCCACAGCUCCACGGGGGAGGGCAGGGGUGCAGCCACUGGAGGAGCCGGGAAGGCCUGGGUGAGCCCGAGUCCGCCGGGACGGGCAACCAGCCCCAGGGGCCCCAUUUACAUGGAACUCAAGGUGAUCGUGACCCUGAAGGCGGGACGUGAGGCGACACCCCCUGGAGGCCAACCGUCCAGGACACAGGCUCACAAGACCCACAAAUACACCCCAAGACAAGGCACCACUGGGAAACAUGCUAGGAGGAUGCAGCACAAAUGGCAGAUGGACCCGGCCUGGCACAGCCCUGGGAACACAGCCACCCACUGCGGACUGUGAGAAGAGCCUCCAAUUCUCCAGAAUUCUCUGAGUUCACGCAACUAAAAGGAAAGACCUCACUACAGUAAUAGGAAGCAGCUGUUGGUGUGAGUCAGAGCAUUUUGCAAAAGCAAAAGGUCAAGUGUCCCCAAUCCAAGCCAUGGGGGACUCACAGGAAGUCAGGCUACAGCCCUCAGGCACGGACAGUCAUAAGGACAUGGGGUACCAGCCCCACCGCCCCCUUUUGCAACCUUUCAAAUCAGAGUUCAUUAACACAUCAUGUAUGCAGUGGUGGGGAACUGGAUGACCCCAACUGCCCAGGAGAAACCUGAGGAGCCCAGCAGGUGCCACGAAGGCCAUGAAGAAAGCCCGGGGUGCCUGGCUUGGGGCCUAUUUCCUCUACUUGAAACAGUUCCAGCUGGAUGGGGAGGUGGGGGCAGGGAGCACAUGAGCAGAGAGAGUGAAGAACUCAUGCUGACCCACUGACCACAGCAGAAGAGAAGGACCCAGGGAAGACCCCAGUGGGCCUCGAAGGGCACCGCCCUGGGGGGCCAGCGGGCCAACAGAGCAGCAGCCCCACCCCCACGCGGUGGGUUCCUGCCGGGCGCUCCUAUUAACAGGCAGGGAAACCUGCACAGGCUUCUGUAUCUUCCCCGUUUUCUACAGUGAUUAUGUAUAACUGAUGAAAAAUAAAAGCUCGUGCCUCGUAGGUCGUUGUGAGGAUUAAACAAAGAGGAAAGUGCUCGCAACAGAGCAGGGCCCAGGGUGUGCUGGGCAAGUGUUUGCUAUUAUCAUUUCUCCAACAUGGUUAGGCCAGAGCGGUGCGGAAGAUACAUAACGCGAGCCACCCAGGAUUUUAAAUUUUCUAGUAGCUACAUUUUAAAAGCAGCAUGUGAAGUGAAUUCUGAUCAUUUAUUUAACCCGAUAUAUCUAAAACAUCAUGCCAGUAAGAACGCAAUAUAAAAA